AUUGCGACAACCACGAAGACAACCUCUAUAAUAGUGCAUUGCCGCCGUCUAUACCCCUCAUAAUGUCUCGCUCAUCCACCUCCCAGCAGAGGAACUUGACCCUCACCGAGGAGCUCGAGAAGCUGGAGCAAACAAUAACACUAACCCUCCAAGAAAUCGACCACAAUUUCAGCCGCGCACACCGAAUUGUGACUACGAGUAUCCUCCCCAUCGUCGAGCAAUACGGCAAGCACUCCGAGGCUGUGUGGGACGGCUCAAAGUUCUGGAAACAGUUCUUCGAGGCCAGCGCCAAUGUCUCUCUGUCUGGUUACGAGGAAUUACAACAGGAAGAGGAAGAGGACACAGCUGUCUCGUAUUCACAUGGCAACAGCACCUACGGUGCCUCGCUCCAGGAAGACGAUUCCCUGCCCGUAGACACAACCCACCACGGCUACGGCCACGAUGACGAGUCCCUCCUCGACAACGGCGACAUCAGCGGCAGCACCCCCCGCGCCCCGCCAUCACGAACCGCUACCGGCGGAAAAUUCGCCGACUACGGCUCCCCAUACGAAGCGCUGAAACGGGAGAUGAAGGGAGGCAAAGCCAAAGAAGAAGAAUACGACGACGACACCCCCCUCCCCCCCACAACCCCCGGAACCGAACAACGCCUCCCCCGCAUGUCAAUGACCCCCCUCUCCUCCCCCUUCGAACCAACCUCCCACCUCGCCUCCACCAAACGCGCCCAAGACCCGCUCCUGCACCGUGUAAUGGACAAGAACUACCGCCUCCAAGCCACGCCCCACACGGCGCAGAAACAAGCCAAAGCUGCUGCAUCAAAACCCUCCUGGCGCGACCUCGCCUCCCCCUCCUCAUCCUCCCCCAUCCAGGCCCCGCAACUCCACCAUGAGAUCUUCAGCUCCCCCAUCCGCCAGCCUCAGAUCCGCCCUAACGCCGCGCCGCGCACGCCGGGUGUGAGCGUGCAGACUCCUGCGCGGGGGAAGAGUACGAGGGAUAUUGGGAUCACAGAUGAGAUUACGUGGGAUAGCGAUAGUGAGGAUGCGGAGGAUGUGUAUAAGACUCUGGGAAUGAGUCCGCCGAAGACGAUUCAGUUUGCGAUCCCGCCGAAUAGGGUGUUGCAGACGCCGGCGAGGGAGGCGAGUAAGCGGAUUGUGGAGGAUUUGCUGAUGACGGCUGGGGCGGGGGGGUAUGAUGAGGAGGAUAGUCCGAGUAUGAUCAAGCCGAGUCAUAAUUUGUUGGAUGAUAGCUUUUGAGGGGUUGAUGUUUGGUUUUGGGGGGGAACUGCGGGUCCGUUUCCAAUGAGCCUCUACGAUGUUCGGUUAUGCCCGUUGAGAUAAAAUUUGGCAGACAGCACGGCCAUAAUACGAACAGCCCUCGGGAAAAACUGCUAGUCAUUCCAGGUCACCAGUUGAGGCACGAAGCUGCCAAGAGUCCAAACUAGACACCACACAGCACCCACGAAGCUAUCUACGCACACUGAACCACCCCCGAUACCUGCCUACAGCAACACCAGCCGCUGCACCAAACACCCAGCAACCUUCCCAGGCGUGCUCCAAUACACUGAUCCACGAGCCACGCAAUAGAAAGCGAGCUCAUCUCCCGCCAACAGUCCCCAACCCCCUCUUCAUCCAGGAACCACAUAUACCCACCAGUCUCUUGCCUUGAAGCGCUUAGAUAGAUACGAAUACACCCAUUCCUGGAGGAUAUUCCAU
Pseudogymnoascus verrucosus is the source of this 1709-nucleotide messenger RNA. It is a transcript of the gene ASK1, whose product is annotated as DASH complex subunit ask1. The record is from RefSeq and is a predicted model, not a curated record. Bases 63 to 1250 code for a protein of 395 amino acids. Gene Ontology annotation, biological process: attachment of spindle microtubules to kinetochore. NCBI's taxonomy places the organism in Eukaryota, Fungi, Ascomycota, Leotiomycetes, Thelebolales, Thelebolaceae. Gene Ontology annotation, cellular component: mitotic spindle; mitotic spindle pole body; DASH complex. The transcript is spliced from 3 exons.